This is a messenger RNA of Adineta steineri, 648 nucleotides long. Lineage: Eukaryota; Metazoa; Rotifera; Eurotatoria; Adinetida; Adinetidae. The record is from the annotation of a GenBank genome assembly.
AUGGCACAUGAAUAUUUCGAUGAUCCAUAUGGAUCAUUUCGUCUUCGUAUAAUUAAUCAAUUUUCUCAACCACAAGAUAAUUCCUUUCAACAAAAUGUUCUCCCAACACUACGAGAUAUUAUUCAUCAAUCUAAUCGAGACAGAAAUUCUUCUCCACUUCAUCAAUAUCAUAGAGAAUAUUCUCAUUCCAAUAGACAUUCAAAUUCAUCAAAUGAUCGACCGCAUCGACGAUAUCGAUUAGAAGCUCCUAAUUAUUAUUCAUAUGUACGACAUCCUCGUGGUUUAGAUCAUCAACCAAAUUUUCCACAUAAUCUUCUACGAGAUUUUUUUGGUGUGCGUGAUGAUUCAUCAUUCGGUAACAGUGUUUUUGUUAAUCCUACUAAUCUUCGUCUUCAAUUUUUUAAUGUACCCGGUUUACUUGGUUAUAGUGAUGAAACACCAUCUGUGGGUCUAUCCAAUAAUAGUAUUGAACGCAUACCAACAAUGACUUAUCGAAAAUCAAAAACUAAAGAUGAUAAAUGUGCAAUUUGUUUAAGUGAAUAUAAAAACGAUGAAACUACCAAACGUUUACGAUGUGAACAUUUAUUUCAUGCUGAAUGUAUUGAUCCAUGUCAAUGUCCAAUCUGUCGUGGUACACAAGUCGAUUAA